Molecule: messenger RNA, 1113 nt
Organism: Pseudozyma flocculosa PF-1
Lineage: Eukaryota; Fungi; Basidiomycota; Ustilaginomycetes; Ustilaginales; Ustilaginaceae
Exons: 6
Coding region: 1-1113 (370 amino acids)
Source: RefSeq, a predicted model, not a curated record
AUGUCGACAACACAAGGCGCCGCGGCGCCCGUCAGGAUCUCGACGGCUGAGUCCUUCACCGUCGGCGCACUCGCUGCCAUGACUGCCGUGACCGUCACGAAUCCCAUGGAGGUCUGCAAGACGAGGAUGCAGCUCCAGGGCGAGCUGAUGGCCGCCGCCCCAAGAGUCCUCUCGGCGCAGGCGGGCUCAGCAGCGCCCCAGACGGGCGCCGCCCAGGCCGCUGGCGCACGGCUCUACAAGUCGUCGCUCGACUGCUUUGCCAAGACGUUCAAGGCCGAGGGCGUCCGCGGCGUCCAGCGCGGCAUCGGCGCGGCCUACAUCUACCAGGUCCUGCUCAACGGCAGCCGCCUUGGCUUCUACGAGCCCUUCCGGAGAGCCAUCAACCGCGCCUCGGGGAGGUCGGCCGACGAAAAGUGGGCGCCCGGUGCCUUCGCUGCCGGUGCCAGCAGCGGCUGCGUGGGUGCCAUCCUCGGCAACCCGCUCUUUCUAAUCAAGGCGCGGAUGCAGGCCUACAGCCCCUUUAUGGUGAUUGGCAAAGCGUCGCACAACUACAAGAGCACGUUUGAUGGCCUGGCGACCAUCUUUCGCGCCGAGGGGCCCCGCGGGUUGGCGCGCGGCAUCGACGCCGCGGUGCUGCGGACGGCCAUGGGCAGCACGGUGCAGCUGCCGGCGUACAACUGGUUCAAGCAGUACCUCACCGAGAUGGACGUCGACUCGCCGGCCAACCGGUACAACCCGCUGCGCGUGCUCGCGGGCCGGCCAGACGCCUUCACCACGUACCUCGCCUCUUCCGUCUUCAGCGGCCUGUGCGUGUGCGCCGUCAUGCAGCCGGCAGACACGGCACUGACCCGGAUGUACAACCAGCCGGUCCGCAUCGAUGAGCGCGGACGGAGCGUCGGGACGCUGUACCGCAACCCGAUCCACUGCCUGUACCUGACGGCCAAGGCCGAGGGAGUGCUGGGCUGGUACAAGGGCACGACGGCGCACCUCCUGCGCAUCGCCCCGCACACGGUCCUCACGCUGGUGGUCAACGAAGCCUACCUGCGGUGGUACACGAACCUCAAGGCCGGCAGAUCAGUGUUUGAGGCGCCCUCGACGGUCAAGCUGGCAUGA